GAUAUCCAUAAUCCCAUUCAGCACUUAUUGGAGUUGGAGUUGUCAGGGGAGCAGGCCAAAAGAUAUAGAUUUAGACCUAGCUGAGUGUUCAGCCAAGAUCAGCGUAGCACGCCUCCACAGAACAGCUGUGUACUACUGAUUCACUGUUAUUAGACAGAUAGAGAGAGAGUGAGAGAGAGAGAGAGAGAGAGAGAGAGAGAGAAAGAGAGAGAGAAAGAGAGAGAGAGAGAACUGCAAAAGUAGUUGGACAGUUUCCCUUAACCGAGGAACAUCUUGAAGGCAUGGGCAACAGCAAGAGCAGUGCUUUGUCCAAGGAACUUCUGGAGGACCUAAAAAUGAACACCAAAUACUCAGAGGCCGAGCUGUCUGCCUGGUACACCACCUUCCUUAAGGAAUGCCCAAGUGGGCGUAUUUCCAAGGAGCAGUUUGAAGGCAUCUAUGCCAGCUUCUUUCCCAAUGCCGAUCCCACUGAGUAUGCACGGCAUGUUUUUCGCAGUUUUGACCUCAACGCAGACGGCAUGCUGGAUUUUAAGGAAUACAUCAUCGCGCUGCACCUCACGUCCUCUGGCAAAACCAUGCACAAACUCGAGUGGGCUUUUGCUCUGUACGACGUUGACGGUAAUGGAACCAUCAGCAAGAACGAGGUCCAAGACAUCGUCAAGGCAAUAUUUAAUAUGAUUCCUGUUGAGGAUCAGAAAAAACUUCCAGAGGACGAGAACACACCAGAAAAGCGUGCAGACAAAAUAUGGAAUUUUUUCCAAAAGAAAGAAAAUGACAAGAUUGCAGAAGGGGAGUUCAUACAAGGAGUGAUGGACAACAAAGACGUUUUGAGGCUGAUCCAGUUUGACGAGCCAAAGAAGAUUCAGGACAAACUGAAGGAGAAGCAGUAACGUUCAAGACCACAUUCCCAUGAGACUGUUCACAGCACAUUUCCUGUUUACACACUAACCUCUUAUGCCACCUAGACAUUCUUGGACUCUAGAGGACCUUUUGUUUGUCCACAGAGCAGAGUUAUGGCUCGGACCUGCACUGACCUGACUCAACCACGUUUCUCCUACAAGCCACUGCUAGCCAAUGUACAGGCAUACACGGCCUGAGCUGACCAGGUGUUUCUCGUCUUGAAGUUCAGUUUCUUGACCACUGAUGCCUCAUUCACAUUUACCUCCCAUUUGGUUACAGUGGCAAGUGGAAAGUAAGGCAAAGAGCUUCUGAUGAGAGGAAUUAGGCUCAUGUUAACAAUCCCUCUCGAGCGUAAUCAAUCCUCUUAAAAUCUGAAGGUCAGGUAGGGAAAUCCUCCAGGGCCAAGUGGUUCUCUUCAGGUCCCUUGUUCUCAGGGCUGUUCUGUGGACUUGGGUUCUCAGCAUUUAGGUACCAUCUACACUCGUUAAAUGUUGGAACUGAACUGUUUACAGGAUAAA
Pygocentrus nattereri (red-bellied piranha) is the source of this 1418-nucleotide messenger RNA. It is a transcript of the gene rcvrna, whose product is annotated as recoverin a. The coding region runs from base 282 to 890 and encodes 202 amino acids. The transcript has 3 exons. The record is from RefSeq and is a predicted model, not a curated record. NCBI's taxonomy places the organism in Eukaryota, Metazoa, Chordata, Actinopteri, Characiformes, Serrasalmidae. Gene Ontology annotation, molecular function: calcium ion binding.